AUGGUGGUUAAAGCACUGGAGAGAAGCAACGAUCGCAGAGGUACUUCAGUACCUGCUAUAAAGAGCUACAUUCUCUCAGCCUACCCCACAAUGAAUCCUAUCACUCUCAAGUACAGUCUAAAGAAAGCUCUGAGUGUUGGCCUUGAAAAAGGUAUUCUCAUCAGGCCUGCAAACUCAAAAGCAACUGGUGCUACAGGACGAUUCAAACUUGCAGCCAAAAGCACUGUGAAAGCUGGCGAGAACAGCAACCCCAAUGUAGGCUCUGCAAAAGCUGAUGUUAAGCCCAAAGUUCAGGCAACUGGAGCUGAUAAACAAUCGGAGGACAAGAAGCCAAAGAAGUCUGCAGAAUUUUCCAAAGGAAAAGGAGCAGUAUCUGCAAAGGCAUCAGGGAAAAGCCAAUCAACAGAAGUGAAGAAAGUGCCCAAGAAGUCAAUUGAUAAAACAUCAAAACCUGAAGGGAAGAAUGAAGUGAAUAAAAAGCCUAGUCAGCCUUCUGGAACUAGAACAACAGAUAAGGCUGUGAAAAAAAGUGGACUUUCAGAAGCCUUGCCAAAUAAAACUUCAAAAAAGUAG
Hypanus sabinus (Atlantic stingray) is the source of this 573-nucleotide messenger RNA. RefSeq names its product protein B4. Gene Ontology annotation, molecular function: DNA binding. The transcript has 4 exons. Gene Ontology annotation, cellular component: nucleosome. Lineage: Eukaryota; Metazoa; Chordata; Chondrichthyes; Myliobatiformes; Dasyatidae. The record is from RefSeq and is a predicted model, not a curated record. Gene Ontology annotation, biological process: nucleosome assembly. Bases 1 to 573 code for a protein of 190 amino acids.